AUGACAGUACAGGACGAUCCGAAGGUCAUGCCUCAGACAGCAGCUACUAGAUCUCGAUUUAUGAUAACGGACAUCUUAAGUGGACCUGCUGAUGGGGCUGCGAUUAUCAGGGGCCGAUCUCCGAGUCCCGGUCCUAGGGACCUCUCGCUACACUCGAAUCCCAUACAUGAUAGUGAUACGGAUAGCUCCGGACAUCCUGAUAACUCUAGUAUUUGUUCAAACGGUCAAAACGGCGACGAUUCCUUAUCUUCAAAAAACGGUGCAAUAAGUAAAAAGCAAAGAAAAGCGCGUACGGCUUUCACGGAUCUUCAAUUACAAACGUUAGAAAAAAGUUUCGAACGACAGAAAUACCUCAGUGUGCAAGAUAGGAUGGAAUUAGCGGCAAAACUUAGUUUAACAGAUACGCAAGUGAAAACGUGGUACCAAAAUCGGCGGACGAAAUGGAAACGACAAACAGCGGUUGGCCUAGAACUUUUAGCAGAAGCCGGCAAUUAUGCAGCUUUCCAAAGACUGUACGGUGCUCCCGCAUACGGCUGCUGGUACCCUCCACAAACAGCCGGUCCCACCGCCGCUCCCAGCGCGGCGGACCUCUACUACAGACAAGCAGCAGCUGCCGCUGCUGCCACCUUACAAAAACCACUACCAUACAGGCUCUAUCCACCCACCAUGGGACUAGGAAUACCUGGACCAAGCGCACACAUAGGUUCUUUAGCAGCUAGUAGCUCGUUAAGUACACUUAGCAGUUACUAUUCGAGCCCGACGCCGGAAGGACCUUCACCGAGAUCUCCCAGUCCAGACACGCCGCUGGACCCGGGCUCUCCGGGUACGUUAGGCCGGAGGUCACCUUCGGAAGAUGAAGAUACGAUUCAUGUUUGA
Molecule: messenger RNA, 876 nt
Organism: Diabrotica balteata
Lineage: Eukaryota; Metazoa; Arthropoda; Insecta; Coleoptera; Chrysomelidae
Source: the annotation of a GenBank genome assembly